CGCGCAGCGGGCGAUGAUGGGGCGGCCAUGGCCCGGGCUGGCAGCUCCGGCGGGGACGCGGCGGCCGGGGAGCUGGCGGCGGGCGGCGGGCGGCCCGAGCCGUGGGAGCUGUCCCUGGAGGAGGUGCUGAAGGCGUACGAGCAGCCCAUCAACGAGGAGCAGGCGUGGGCCGUGUGCUUCCAGGGCUGCCGCGGGCUGCGGGGCGCGCCGGGCGGCCGGCGGCGCAUCCGGGACACGGCGGACAUCCUCCUGCGCAGGGACGGCUCGGUCAGCGCGAGGCCGGAGCCCGGCGACGCGGAGCCCACAACAAUGGUGGUGUCACCGGCCAGCUCGGAAGCCCAGAUGGUGCAGUCGCUGGGCUUCGCCAUCUACCGCGCGCUGGACUGGGGUCUGGACGAGAGCGAGGAGCGGGAGCUCAGCCCGCAGCUGGAGCGGCUCAUCGACCUGAUGGCUAACAGCGACUGUGAUGACGGCGGCUGCGGGACGGCUGAUGAGGGCUAUGGGGGCCCUGAGGAGGAGGAAGAGGCGGAGGGCGCACCCCGCGCCGUGCGCACCUUCGCGCAGGCCAUGCGGCUUUGCGCGCUGCGCCUGACGGACCCCCGGGGCGCACAGGCCCACUACCAGGCUGUGUGCCGGGCGCUCUUCGUGGAGACGCUGGAGCUGCGGGCCUUCCUCGCCAGGGUCCGAGAGGCCAAGGAGAUGCUGCAGAAGCUGCGGGAGGACGAGCCGCAGGCAGACCAGCCCCUGGCGGAGCUUGACAACCUGGGGCACACGGACUGGGCCCGACUUUGGGUGCAGCUCAUGCGGGAGCUCCGCCACGGAGUGAAGCUCAAGAAGGUGCAGGAGCAGGAGUUCAACCCGCUGCCCACCGAGUUCCAGCUCACCCCCUUCGAGAUGCUGAUGCAGGACAUCCGUGCCAGGAACUACAAGCUGCGCAAGGUCAUGGUUGAUGGGGACAUCCCUCCCAGGGUGAAGAAGGAUGCCCACGAGCUCAUCCUGGACUUCAUCCGCUCGCGGCCCCCACUGAAACAGGUCUCAGAGAGAAGGCUCCGCCCUCUCCCCCAGAAGCAGAGGACCCUGCACGAGAGGAUCCUGGAGGAGAUCAAGCAGGAGCGGAGGCUGCGCCCCGUGGGGGCAGAGCGCUGGGGUGGCAGGGGUUUCGGCUCCCUGCCCUGCAUCCUCAAUGCUUGCUCAGGGGAUAGCAAGUCCACUUCCUGCAUCAACCUGUCCGUUACGGAUGCCGGGAGCUGCGCCCAACGCCCACGGCCCCGGGUCCUGCUCAAGGCGCCCACCUUGGCAGAGAUGGAGGAGAUGAACACGUCUGAGGAGGAAGAGUCUCCGUGUGGGGAGGUGACCCUGAAGCGGGACCGCUCUUUCUCAGAGCACGACCUUGUCCAGCUGCGGACUGAAGCAGCCUCUGGCCUGCAGCCGGCCACUCAGCCCCCAGGAGGCUCGGAGCCAUCUCGGGCCCGUGCAGGCAGCAUGCGCGCCUGGCGGCCGAGCACCCAGGAGCCGGGCAAGUGCCCUUCGUCCCAGGCUGACUCCAGCUCCCCCAGACACAGUGACCUGGGCUUCGCAGAGGACAGGACAGGGGCCUCUGUGGCCCCAGACGCCAAUCACCGGUGGCUGGAGUUCAGCCACCCCGCAGAGAGCCUGGCGCUGACCGUGGAGGAGGUCGUGGAUGUGCGCCGUGUGCUGGUGAAGGCUGAGAUGGAGAAGUUCCUGCAGAACAGAGAGCUCUUCAGCAGCCUGAAGAAGGGGAAGAUUUGCUGCUGUUGCCGAACCAAGUUCCCACUAUUCUCCUGGCCGCCCACCUGUCUCUUUUGCAAGAGAGCUGUCUGCACUUCCUGCAGCAUAAAGAUGAAGAUGCCUUCUAGGAAGUUUGCACACAUCCCCGUCUACACGCUGGGCUUCGAGAGUCCUCAGAGGGUGGCAAAUGCCAAAGCCACAGCGGCACAGAGAAGAGAUGUCUUCCAGUCCCUGCAGGGGCCCCAGUGGCAGAGUGUGGAGGAGGAGUUCCCACACAUGUACACCCACGGCUGUGUCCUGAAGGACGUCUGCAGCGACUGCACCAGCUUCGUGGCGGAUGUGGUGCGCUCCAGCCGCAAGAGCGUGGAUGCCCUCAACACUACUCCUCGCCGCGCCCGCCAGACCCAGUCCCUCUACAUCCCGAACACCUGGACUCUCGACUUCAAGUGACAGCUCUUGCUACCCCAGCCCACCUGGCCGCAAGCUUUUCAACGUGGCCUGAGGGGGCCAGGCCUCUGGGGAGGAGGUGGGCCAGUUCUGAACCAGGCUGGGAGCUCCCCGUCAUGGGGCACAACUGCCACCUGCUUCCUGAAUGUGCAUGUACAUAUAUAUAUAGAGAGAGAUACAUUUAUAUAACAUAUACACAGCCUAUAUAUUUAUAUAUGUUUCCUGGCCCCAGAGUCCAUUUGGGGUCAGGCUUAUUUCCAGGACCCCUCUGGGAAGGCUGUUUCAUCUCAGGACUCCUAGGGUUGGGUGGGGAUGGCAGAGGAUAGAAAGAGUAGGCUGGAGGCAGUGCAGGGGACGGCGGGGCUCUGGGAAAGACCCUGCCCUCCCAUGUUUGUUCUCCAUCCUUCCUUGGGCAGACGCCCAGGUUUGGAAGUAGACCUUGGUCCCCAGGUGGACUGGAGCGCCCUACUUGCAUCUGUGCACCUGCAUCAGGGAUAUGGGCUGCAGAGGGUCCUUGGAAGCCUGAGUGGUUGAGAGUCUCCCAGGCAGGUGUCCCAGGGCCAUCCCCUUGGAAGGUCUGAGGCGAAGCUCACUCCCUGCCCAACGCCAAGUCCCUGCCGUGCUCUCGGUCUUGUUACCGGGAGGAGCCCUGUAAAUGUGUACUCACGGCCACUCUUGGUCUA
Molossus molossus (Pallas's mastiff bat) is the source of this 2879-nucleotide messenger RNA. RefSeq names its product spire type actin nucleation factor 2 (gene SPIRE2). The coding region runs from base 28 to 2199 and encodes 723 amino acids. The transcript has 16 exons. NCBI's taxonomy places the organism in Eukaryota, Metazoa, Chordata, Mammalia, Chiroptera, Molossidae. The record is from RefSeq and is a predicted model, not a curated record. Gene Ontology annotation, molecular function: actin binding. Gene Ontology annotation, biological process: polar body extrusion after meiotic divisions; actin filament polymerization; cleavage furrow formation. Gene Ontology annotation, cellular component: cytoplasmic vesicle membrane; cell cortex.